Molecule: messenger RNA, 1412 nt
Organism: Zychaea mexicana
Lineage: Eukaryota; Fungi; Mucoromycota; Mucoromycetes; Mucorales; Lichtheimiaceae
Product: Fibrillarin-domain-containing protein
Exons: 1
Coding region: 47-1072 (341 amino acids)
Biological process (GO): rRNA methylation; box C/D sno(s)RNA 3'-end processing
Cellular component (GO): small-subunit processome; nucleolus; box C/D methylation guide snoRNP complex
Molecular function (GO): RNA binding; histone H2AQ104 methyltransferase activity; rRNA methyltransferase activity
Source: RefSeq, a predicted model, not a curated record
UCUUAACCUUGUAACCCUUCAAAAAACUCUUAUAUACACAUUUACCAUGGCAUUCGAUAAUCGUGGCGGACGAGGUGGCCGUGGAGGUUUCGGCGGCGAUCGUGGAGGCGGCCGUGGGGGCUUCGGCGGCGGACGAGGUGGCCGUGGUGGAGGCCGUGGCGGUUUUGGUGGCGAUCGUGGAGGCCGCGGUGGAGGCCGUGGCGGCUUUGGUGGCGAUCGUGGAGGUCGUGGCGGCGGCCGUGGUGGUUUCGGUGGCGAUCGUGGCGGCCGUGGUGGUAUCAGCAAAGGCCGUGGUGGUCCUCGAGGUGGCGGCCGUGGUGGCCGUGGAGGUCGUGGCGGUGCCAUGGGCGGUGCCAAGGGCGGCAACAAGGUUAUCAUUGAACCCCAUCGUCAUGAAGGCAUCUUCAUUGCCCGCGGCAAAGAAGAUCUGUUGGUGACAAAGAACUUGGUUCCCGGCGAAUCCGUAUAUGGCGAAAAGCGUAUUUCUGUUGACGGCCCCGAAGGCACCAAGAUUGAAUAUCGUGUAUGGAAUCCCUUCCGCAGUAAGCUCGCUGCUGCUGUGCUUGGUGGUGUCGACCAUAUCCACAUUGCACCCGGCAAAAAGGUGUUGUACUUGGGUGCUGCUUCAGGUACUUCAGUCUCACACGUUGCCGAUAUCGUUGGCCCACAAGGUGCCGUUUACGCCGUCGAAUUCUCGCAUCGUUCUGGCCGUGACUUGAUCAACAUGUCCAAAAAGCGCACCAACGUCGUUCCUAUCAUCGAGGAUGCCCGUCAGCCUCAAAAGUACCGUAUGCUCGUGCCCAUGGUCGAUGUCAUCUUCGCCGAUGUUGCUCAGCCCGAUCAAGCCCGUAUCAUCACCUUGAACGCUCACCACUUUUUGCGAAACGGCGGUCACAUUGUGAUUUCCAUCAAGGCAUCGUGUAUCGAUUCGACGGUCGAUGCUGCUACUGUCUUUGCUCGUGAAGUCAAGAAGCUUCAAGAAGAACGUGUCAAGCCCCAAGAACAGCUGACACUGGAGCCUUACGAAAGAGAUCACGCCGUUGUUGUUGGUCAAUACAACCGCAAUGCCUAAAAAGCUGCAAUCCAUUUUUUUCUGUCUUUUCUUAAUUAUCACUGUCGCUCUUCUCUUUCUCUUUCUCUUUCUGCCUUGCCUUGCCUCUCUCCUCUUUUUUGCAUGAUUCACACACAUUCUGUUUUUCUUUUCAACGACCUAUUCUGUAUAUAAAACCAUAAUACUACUAGUCUUCCCUUCAAGUAUUCUGUCUGUUACAUGCUGUAAUGUUCUUUGCGAAAACUAGUACUGGUUUCCCUUUUGUUUUUUGUAACGAUCUGCAUUAAAAAGUACUCUUCAUGUUUGAAAAUGUCAGUAUUCUGCCAAGACGACAGCAUUACUGUUAUUUGAAAGGUUUCAC